This is a messenger RNA of Spodoptera exigua (beet armyworm), 3410 nucleotides long. Lineage: Eukaryota; Metazoa; Arthropoda; Insecta; Lepidoptera; Noctuidae. The record is from the annotation of a GenBank genome assembly.
UCUAUGGUUUCAUCAUUGUCUAUGAACCAUUCGAUUCAAUACCCGGCGUAGCGCGUCAAAAUUUUUAGUCAAUCACUUGCCUCCUUUUCAUUCACUCUUUCACUUGAGCGCACGCCUGACGGGCGAUGCGUGUUAGAUUGUGAUGGCUCUUUACAACACUUUUGUAAAUUCAACAUUUUUAUGAUAUUUGUGUGCUUAGUAUUCUUCUUAGUGUAAUUAAUUUUAAUUUAUAUAUUUUGCGUUUAUUUUAAAAUGGCGAAUCAAUCCCAAAAAAUCGUUUACAAGCUGGUCCUCACUGGAGGACCGUGUGGCGGCAAAACCACCGGGCAGUCCCGUCUCUCCACUUUCUUUGAGAAUUUAGGAUGGAAGGUGUUCCGGGUGCCGGAAACGGCUAACGUGCUCCUCAGUGGUGGUAUCAAGUUUGCAGAUCUCACCGCUGAUGAAGCACUGAAAUUCCAGGAGAACCUCCUAAGGACUAUGAUACAGAUUGAGAACACUUUCUUCGAGCUGGGCAGGACAUGUCAAAGGGAUUGCUUAAUUAUAUGCGAUAGGGGUGCGAUGGAUGCCAGUGCAUUUAUAUCGAGAGAAAAAUGGGAGGCGAUGUUGGCCACAAACAACUGGAACUGCGUCGAGCUGAGAGAUAACCGAUACAAUCAAAUCGUACAUAUGCUCUCAGCUGCUAACGGAGCUGAAGACUUUUACUCCACCGAGGAUCACGCUUGCCGAUCUGAAGGCGUAGAGCUGGCAAGGGAACUAGAUUACAAUGCGGCUGCUGCGUGGAUCGGUCAUCCUUACUUUGAUGUCAUCGAUAACUCGACCGACUUCGACUUGAAGAUGAACCGGCUCAUCGACUGCGUGUGCCAAAGGAUCGGCAUUGACACCGGCGACCGGCUCAAUGUCAACUCCAAGAAGCGCAAGUUCCUCGUCAAGGCGCCGAUCGCUCCAGACUCGGAGUUCCCUCCGUUCCAGGAUUUCGAUGUCGUUCACAACUACUUGCAGAGCGAUGUCCGCAAGGCGCAAGUUCGGCUCCGCAAGCGAGGUCAAAAAGGCCACUGGUCCUACAUACACACGCUACGGAAGAUCCAUCCGAUCAAUGGCCAGUCUGUAGAAGUAAGGACGCAGCUCACACACCGAGACUACUUAAACCUUCUCCCGCAGAGGGACGAACAUCACUUCACCAUCUUCAAGAAGCGUCGUUGCUUUAUCUACAACAACCAGUACUAUCAGUUGGACAUUUACAGACAACCCUCCCAUCCCAGGUGCCGGGGACUAAUUUUGCUCGAGACGUACAGUGCGAUUCACGAUCAAGACACGCUGUUAGCGUCGUUACCCAAGUUCCUUGUCAUUGAGAAGGAGGUGACUGGUGACCCCGCCUAUUCGAUGUACAACUUAUCCCUCAAGGAAGAUUGGAAGAAUUCAAAAAAGUACUACACCGGUAGUGAAAGCUCCAGUCACGCAAAUGAUUCGAGUGCUGUUGCUAUUUUGGGACGAACCGAAAUGGGUUCAUCCGAUGAAUCUACUAAUACGGAGCGUUAAUAGUAACAUUCAAGAUUGUAAAAUUUUAUUUCGUUAUGAACAUUUAGCUUAGAAAACGUGACUAACACAUUUGCGCCAGUGUCACUAUGAAAAACGUAGUUUGGGGGUUAAAAGGAAAUUUUCUUUUGAUUUAUCAGGGCAUACUAAAGGCUUGACCAACGGCCACAGGGAUGACAAACACAUUGGCUCUAAUGGAGCCGCGAAAAUAAAUGGCCACGCAGGUGAGAAAGUAAAUGGUCAUGCCAUUGGUAAAAUGAAUGGCCACGCUGGUGAUAAAGUUAACGGGUACAGUGAUAAGGGCACUGCGCGUGGAGCUAAGGUAAAUGGCAACCACGCUAAUGGGCACGCUCCGAAACUCAACGGUGCUGCAGUAAACGGCGCUGCGCAUGAAACAGAGCUGGAAGAAUUCAAGAAAAACCACAGAAUGGAUCUCGGAUCACCAAAGAUUACAAAAGUUGCUGUCAAGAUUUAAUAACAUUAACUUACGUAUGUACUUUAGAUUUUGAAUUUUUAUGGAAUUCCACUUUGUAACACUUCAAUAUACACCAAAUUAUGAAAUAGCUAUAAGGUUAAGAUCUACUUAAAUGUAAUUAAUAACUAUUUCAUUAUCGCCAACCAUCGUUAAAGGAUCAUGUAUGCUCGUAUAUUGUAUUUAUUCAUAGUACUUUUAUAUCAAUUGCCAAAAGAUAACUAUUUUUGUAGUAUUCCUUAAAUAUUACAAUAUUUUACAUACAUAUUGCAUCCAAGAACACCACAGCGUAUAAUAUAUCGAGCAAUCUGAAUAAUCAGAUAUAUAUGUAUAAUGAAAUGUUUUGUAUUGUUUGUGCCUUUACACAGUAUAAUAUACUUAAAACUUUUUCUUAAAAAUAUAAUGCAAACAUUGUCAUUCACACUAAUAGUAUGUACUUAAAGUAUUGCAAUAAUAUCAAGUUAAGUAUUGUUGCAGUAUCUUAAACACUAAGACUAGUGUUUUAGGUUUAAAUGUACCUAACGCGAUAGCAUUUUAUUUAUAGACUUAUUUAAUUAUGUAUUGACGACGCGACGUUAGAAAUGUUCAUAAUUAGGACGUUGCAGUAAUCCUUUUAGUUUGUAGAUUGAAUCGUGAAAUUUUAAUGUCUCGAUGUUGUGUGGUCACGUAGAUCGUUCACACUUUUCUUUACAGGGGUCCAAAUGUUAUCUAUCAUUAACACCAUUCGUAAACAGUAUUCACUAGGGCGGGUCCCCUGAGCUUUUAGCGUUGAAUUUGUCUUAAAAUGAAAUAUAUUUUUAUCAAAAUAAAGAAGUAUAUAUUUAUGUGACACAGAGUAAUUCAAUUUAGAAAUUGAUGUCGUUGCAGUGUCACUAUUUUUUUUAUUGUUAAAGAAGACUAGUAUGUACUUAUCGCAAAAUCAUAAAAAUAAUUUUACAAAAGUAUUUUUAAGGCCGUCUUUUAAAUAUAAUUUCAAUGUAAUGAAGACAACAUCUACUGUAUAGCGGUUUGCUAAAUAGCUAUGAAGCUAUUCAAUCGUUUGGCAAAGAUCCACGGUAGCAUUGUUAAUGGCUGUGCUAUUAUAAUUGAGCAAUUGAGGGCUCUCAUUCUACAGAGCAAACGUUGGCGGCGAACGUGCCAACUGAAAUAUAUCUUACUAGCCGUUUGCACCAAAAGGAUAAAUGUAACGCUAGCUUUAUUGCAGUGUAUAACUAAUAAAAUGCCAGAAUUAUUUGAGUUUAUGAGAUUUGGCUUUGAAUAUUGUAUUAAAUAAAUCUUUACAUUUUAUAAUGUAACUUAUUUUUGGUGCAUCGUGCUAAUAGCUUUUGGGCUUAAAAAUCUCAAAAUUGCAUAUUAUGUAACUUCUCGCAUCAUUUCUUAAUAAAGAAAAAUGCGUCAUUGGAUG